Messenger RNA from Gadus morhua (Atlantic cod), 6024 nucleotides. RefSeq names its product transmembrane protein 198aa (gene tmem198aa). Gene Ontology annotation, biological process: positive regulation of canonical Wnt signaling pathway. The transcript has 8 exons. The record is from RefSeq and is a predicted model, not a curated record. Gene Ontology annotation, cellular component: cytoplasmic vesicle; plasma membrane. Lineage: Eukaryota; Metazoa; Chordata; Actinopteri; Gadiformes; Gadidae. Bases 641 to 1927 code for a protein of 428 amino acids.
GAGUCACCGAGCCCAUUCUUCCUGGGUAUCACGUGCAACCCCCCCUCUUGCUGUGCAGGAAUGGUUUAGCCCGUUACCGAGCAGGCAGCGAGGGAGCAGAGGAGUGGAGAGGGGGGGAGAGAACCACACAAAGAAAGCGAGCGGUCCUGAGGAGGACGUGAGCGGUGGUCCGACCGUAGAGACACACACAUGGAAGAAUAAAAGAUCCUGGAGAGCAGACAUCGUGUGUGUGUGUGCGUGUGUGUGUGUGUGUGGGUGGGCGUGUGUGUGUGUGUGUGUGUGUGUGUGUGUUGUGUGUUGACUGAAGCCGGAACACGGGGAGCUGAGCGGACGGAGCCGAGGGGAGCGAUCAAGUGAUUCGCACUGGGUUUGGUUCACACUGAGGACUUUCAUCAGGUCGCUCUCGGUUCGGGAGCGAUGGACCGGGAAGGUUCCUCCUCACAGCGUGGAGGAGGUGAAUAACAAUCUGCUCAAAACGGAUGUAUUCUGAGAGCGAGACAACCGAGAAACCACUAAAACGUCCAUGAUAAGUUUGGGAGGCGGUCCCGUCUCAGUGGUCCUGUCCCCCUGAUCCGGACCAGCCCGUCUCGACCAGACACCAAAUCUCUCUGUGACGUCACCGUCCCCCCCCUCACCCACCAUGACACUGACCAGCCAGCUGUUGCCCUUCAAGCUGGACCCCCCCGGCCUGCUGGGGGAGGCGGAGGCGGGGCUGAGGUGCGAGCAGGAGAUCGAGCGGCACUACCAGAUUGUGCCGUCGGUGGUGUGCUCCAUGUGCUGCCUCUUCGGCGUCAUCUACUGCUUCUUCGGCUACCGCUGCUUCAAGGCGGUGAUGUUCCUGACGGGACUGAUGUUCGGCUCGGUGGUGAUCUUCAUGCUGUGCUACAAGGAGCGUGUGAUGGACACUCAGCUGAGCGUGGAGGCCUCGGUGGGCAUCGGCCUGGGCAUCGGCACGCUGUGCGGCCUGGUCACCAUGCUGGUGCGCAGUGUGGGGCUGUUCAUGGUGGGCCUGCUGCUGGGGCUACUGAUGGGCGUGGUUUCCCUGGUGGUGAUGGAGGAGUUCUACCACCCCCAGACGGUGUGGGUGCCCCUGGGGGUCCUGCUGGGCUCCGGGACCCUGUUCGCCGUGCUGACCCUGCAGUGGCAGCGCUGCUUCGUCACGCUGUCCACCGCUACCUUCGGGGCGGCCGUCAUCACCGUCACCGUGGACUACUUCAUCGAGCUGUUCGCCCUGGUUUACUACAUCUAUGAAAGGCUCAAGAUCAUUACCAAAGCUAUCAAUGAUCAGGUGGCGCCAAAGAGGCCCGUGUGUUGGUUCACCUGGGUCAUCCUGGGGGUGUGGCCUGUGCUGGCCCUCCUGGGUGUGCUCAUCCAAUGGAAAGUCACCGCCGAGGGAUACUCCCACACAGAGCUGGUCCUGAGCAGGCAGCAGCGCCGGGUGCAGUUGAUGCGUAUCCACCAGCGGGAGGAGCGAGUGAAGAAGGAGAAGGAGAGCAAGAAGAAGAAGAAGAAGCAGGGCCAGAAGCCCAGCCUCAAGGCGGGCCAGAAGAGCCAGUCCCUGCACCACCACCACCACCACCACCACAGCAGCAGCGGCGGAGGCGGCGGCAGCAGCAGCAGUGGCAGCCACCAGCAGUACCACCACCCGUCAGCGUCCCACCCCCACCACCAGACCCAGGGCUCCCACUCCACCAAGGCCCCCCCGCCCCAGACCGAGCCCGGGUACCACCGCAAGACCAACCCUGUGCGGCGAUUCGACGGGGACGUGCUGUCGCCGAGCUAUAUCCGGAGCUUCAGGGACAGACAGACGGAUAGACGGGCCUACUCCCACACCAGGAUCAGCCGCUCCCGCAUGGCGGAGCUCGACUACGACUGUGGCUCCCAGGUGCCCCUCACGGCCCCUAGCGGGCCCCCAGUAUGCGUCUGACAGCCGCUUCGCUCACACACACACACUCACACACACACACACACACACACACACACACACACACACACACACACACACACACACACACACACACACACACACACACACACAUACACACACACACACACACACACACACACACACACACACACACCUACACACACAUUACACCCAAAGAUACACCCGUACAUCACAUCGCAGACAUGCACACCCACCACAGGGCGGAGAUCCGGACUGGACGGUUAAGGCCAAUGGCGGUGUGUUGGUUGGUAUUAGGGGCAUGGUCUCCUGCUCUGGGCCCAGGUCAGGCUGAGGUCUGCUCCACUGGGGGAUCACACAGGGGACGGCGUGGCGCGGGUGGGGUCAUUCGGAGGGGAUCAGAGCAUCCCUGUGGCAAUGUGUUAACCUUGAGUCCCACUGGACACGCCCAGAACCAUUGCCUACGAGGAGGACUGCUGAUCAUACUGGGGCUGUAGGGUUUGGAUCCCCUCCCUUGAUGAGGCCUGACUUCCCCUGACCAAAGGAUUGGCUGAUAGAGCACUAUCAGACACUUUCCCUCACACAUACCGGGAGUCACCAUCGGGAGUAUGUCACUAUGGUAACUAGGGUUCGAAGUGGGUGUUACACGCACAGCCGUCUCCCACAGUAGUAACGGAAUCUGCUGCCAUUUUGACUCCAGACGGGGGUUUGGUUGUUAUAUAUGUUGAACAGCGGUUUGUUUCUAAAGCUGUGUGUAUAGUUUGGUUCCUCAACGUACCAUACUGGAGUACUUCCUUGCUUGUGAAUACUCAUAGGUACUUGUAAUACUCCUCAUCGUCAUGUGUAGAAGAGAAAAGUAGGCAAGGUGUGAGCACAACUUUCAGCCUUUUUCAGCCAACGCCGCACUUUUAGACGUUAAGAGUUCACAGAUGGGCCUCACAAAAAGCCUCUUUAGAAGAUAAUUAAUUGUAUCGAGGUUCAUCCCUCAUGACAAAGCCGUUAAGGUGCUCAGACGAAGGUGCGCUACAACUGUAAAACGCUGCCUGCGCAAAAAAGGGGUUUGACAAAACAGCUCUGUUUUUCUCUUUUUCCACUGUCUCCCAUGUAAAAUCAGGUGUUUUUCACGUCCUCCUGUGUGUGUGUGUGUGUGUGUGUGUGUGUGUGUGUGUGUGUGUGUGUGUGUGUGUGUGUGUGUGUGUGUGUGUGUGUGUGUGUGUGUGUGUGUGUGUGUGUGUGUGUGUGUGUGUGUGUGAGAGUGUCUGUGUGUGUGUGUGUGCAUGUGUGUGCAUGUGUGUGUGCCUGCGCGUGUUUGUGUGUGCAGGGGAGAUGAUCCCAGGCUCUCCUGAGCUAUAUUGAUCUACAUCGAUGUGCUGUCUAUGUUUCCGUUGUUUUGAUCCCAGAUAACUUCUCUUUCCUCAGUCUUUUUCAAUCCACCUGGUCCGUCAGUGAUGCGUCCAUAGAAAACACAUUUCAAAUCGGGCCCUGUUUGUUUAUUUCUGUUCCAAGUUGUUGUGCUUUAUAUCUGUUAAAGUUUCACAUGAAAAUGUCCCUCAUAUAUUGUCUGCUGCAGAAAAAGGGAUUCUGUCUUGACCCAAAUAACAAGAGGGUUUAAAGAAUUCAUCAUUUAUUUACACUUUUAAUCACUCUCAGAUACACUGUGCUGUAUCUGGUGGCCUCCCUUCUAUGGUGGUUGCUAUAUGUUCGCACCAUGAAGGGAAUAGAAAGUGACAUUUCAAAUGGUCUUUGUGUGUAGACACAUGGACUGCCCCCAGGCAAAACACCGGACUGUACCAUAAAACAGGGAGGAGGAGGGGUUUUAGAGAGUCUACUGAAUGCAGGGAAUAUCUAGGAAAUGAUUAUGUUCAUGAUUUGUUGUUUCUGUGGUCUUAUUUGCUGACCAUGUGAAAUGUUGGACUCUGUCUAAACAGUCAUCUGGAUGUUUAGAUGGGUAAACGGGGACACCUCGUCUGCCUUUGUAAACGGCACCCUCUAAUAUUUCCUACCGUCUGUCUUCUGCAUGUGUGUGUGUGUUUCCCUGUGUGUCACUGUAAAGCUCUCUUGCCCUCAGUCUCUACCUAUCUUCCUCACUCUCAUAUCAACUUCCUCUCUCUCUGCCAUGACUCUCUCUCCCUGUACGUGAAUGUUUGUGCCUGUGCGUGUUGGCGUGUGUCUGUGUGCGACGUAUCUGUUUGUGUCGGUCAGCUCUCCCCUCAGUGUGCUGCUCCCAGAUAUGUUUCGUGGUCACACUGUGAGCUCCAGAGAUACAGUAAAAGCUGACAUUGGUUCAGUGCAGCUCCCCUCUCACCUACCACCACACGAUGCAUUCACAAUGCAUCCAUUUCAGGGGUUCAAGUCCAUGUGCAAAGCGUACUUUGCACAUGGACUGUGAGUACUGUGAAUGAGAAGACAAAUAAAUGGUGUAUAAUAAACUGUGAAAUAUGAAAUACAAUGUACUGAAUCCCAUACCCAAGUCAGGCUAAAUAAUCCUAAACAAAGUAUGCAUGUGCAUAGAGUGCACGUGGCUGUCGGAUAUACUGCACGCUGAGCGGGGGCCUGGGGGGUCCUGGAGGCUCCUGGGGGCCAGUGUUUGAUGGCGACGCUCACUCGGAGAGAGGUAGAUUCACUCACAUAAGGACACUUGUUCGUACUGCAGCUGCCAGUACAGGAGGCUGGGGUUCUCCAGACCCAGAACCCAUCCUGCCUUCACUGUCCGUACAUUGAACCCUUCCACAGGGGCGUCACCCGAGGGCCAACCAGCUGUCUACCUUAUUCUCAUUAAGGGUCUGCUGCCUUUAUGGAGCACAAGACCUAGUGAAGGUAGGUCCACUACCCUGUCCUAGCACAUGAAGCGGCAGACCUCUGUAUUAUGUGGACAGCUGGGUGUGUCCUGGGAUGACUUUGUUAAACAGUCGGUUGUUUUGCAUGCAAAUGUUGUGUGUUUGUCCUUUUGGUUGUUCUUUCUAUGUGAAUCAUUUUCGAUACAAUGUUGGAUACUUGAAUACUUACAAUGCGGGACACACAAAAUAGAAAUGUUACUGUGUUGUUUCAUGGUUCUAACGUGUGCAAAACGCAAACACACUCAGAUUUAAUGAUGAUGCAACUAUGGGAUGUAAUGUGGCCAUGUUCGAGUGUGGGCCGUAAACGUGUGGGUACAUUGGAGUCAUUUGACAACCUCUCAGUGAUCCUACCAUGCAAAUGUAUGCUGAACUUAAACUAAGCAGACUUUACUCUUCUCUCCUCUCCUCAUCCCUUGUUUCCUCUCCUCCCUCGUCACCUAUCCUCCCCAGCCUGCUCCUCUCCUGUCUCACUCGCCCCUCUCUCUGGUCUGUGUGUGUCUGUGUGUGUGUGUGUGUUUGUUGUCUGACGAAAGGGUUUUUGAGAAGUCAGGUGACCCAUUGUUUUCUACUUGUCAUGUGACUUCUCCCUUUUUUCUGAACCAGUGUUUCCGCUAUCAAAACAAAGUUGUGGCUCCUUGUCUGCUAACGUUUGUCUUCUUCACAUCUCAACUGCACUGUGCUUGUAGCAGAAAAUAACUCAAGAAAAGUCUAGCGUUUAUUAUAUUGGAACUAGACAGGCUAGAAGUGCUCACUAAAUGCGGAGCCUUUGGGCCUCAAUAGUCUUUGGUUUGAACGCUGGGAUAGAGUGAAUAAUAACUUGAAAGGGACCAAUGGAUAAAUCAUUUUUGAAUUAUAAUUAUUUGUAUUAUAAUUAUGUGUCUGUGUCUCACCACUGUUGGAUGAAUGUAGGAAACACUGCUGUGUAUAAACCGCUGUAUAUAUAAAACAAUGUACAUAUAUAUGUUCUGCUUAUUGUCUUUUUCUUUUCCUUAUUGUAAUUAUGAGUUUGUUUCAUGUGUUUUCCCUUUUAAGUUAUUUUCUAAGGGAGUACACAAAGUAAACCUUUUUUAUCUAAUUCGUUACAGUAAGACUACUGUAAACCAAUCACAUAAGGCUGAUGCAGGUGUGAAAUAAACAUUUGGUGAGGUGGAUUCUGGGUAGAACAACAGGAUAAGCUAAUUGGAUUGUUCAAAAGGAGAGCCUAUUAUUAUUAUUAUGAUUAUUGUUGAGCAUGUAUUUAUAUGGACCUGGAUAUAAUAAACAUUGUGAUUCCAAAUCAUA